UUUGAUACGAUAUCAGCGAUUAAAAUUUGUAUUUUUGUUUGCAUUCCAUAUAAGAAUUUCCCGCGUGUUAAAUCUGAACUUUUGAUCAAACAAGUUGGUGUAAUUAUUGAAUGAAAUGAAGUUUAUUUGUAAUGUGCGACGGAGAAGUUGAAGAAACCGCGGUUUCUUCUGAAAACUUGCCGAAAUACUGCAACUAUUUUAAGAAUUUGUUAGUUGAAGAACUUGCGCUCGAACCGGAUUAUACCCACCUGCAUUACGGAAAGUGCGCUGUUAUUGGACGCCUGAGCGCGAUUUCGGAUUACAUCAAGCUAGAGAACGUCACUGUGCCACAUUUCCCUAGUGAGUGCAAGCUUCCCAUUGGAGUCGUGUCGUUGCUUCUAUUAAACUUCUCGUACGAGAACUCAGCAGACGACGCCUUAUCUCCCGGCUGUUAUUGCAUUGUUCGUGGCGAGGUGGUACUCUACAACGUACAGAAACCAAAUCAGUUGCCUAUAACCUCAUUGGACCUGCAUCACAAGCUAAAUCUAUUUGGUGACAAAGAAGAGGCACGUGCUCAGUUGUUGCAACAGGUUCUAAAGACAUACAAGCCAGCCAUUAAUGUGUGGCAUUCAAGACGCAUCGAUCAGCCUGAGGAAUUAAUUCAACAUCGUCUCGAGAUACGUGCGCUGGUCACACAGUGAUAUGAACGUUCAUUACAUGAC
Drosophila busckii is the source of this 701-nucleotide messenger RNA. RefSeq lists its product as uncharacterized. Bases 132 to 680 code for a protein of 182 amino acids. The record is from RefSeq and is a predicted model, not a curated record. NCBI's taxonomy places the organism in Eukaryota, Metazoa, Arthropoda, Insecta, Diptera, Drosophilidae. The transcript has 2 exons.